This is a messenger RNA of Puntigrus tetrazona (Sumatra barb), 3630 nucleotides long. RefSeq names its product atrial natriuretic peptide receptor 2. The coding region runs from base 99 to 2669 and encodes 856 amino acids. The transcript has 23 exons. NCBI's taxonomy places the organism in Eukaryota, Metazoa, Chordata, Actinopteri, Cypriniformes, Cyprinidae. Gene Ontology annotation, molecular function: peptide receptor activity; protein kinase activity; guanylate cyclase activity. Gene Ontology annotation, biological process: receptor guanylyl cyclase signaling pathway; protein phosphorylation; intracellular signal transduction. The record is from RefSeq and is a predicted model, not a curated record.
ACAGGUGAAGGACGCAUGUGCGAAGCCUUCAUCAUCUUCAUCUGCUCUGAUUCUCCUCAUUAGAGUCUGGGAGUCUGCGGAGCAUCAUCACAGGAGACAUGAGAUCCUGCUGCGUCUGCCUGGUGUGUUUUGUGGUGUGUGUGAUUGGAUGGCAUGACCUGGAUAACAGCGAGUAUGACUGCUGGCCGCUGGACAGACCUGACGAGCUCAACAUGAUCGACUGCGGAGGUCUAGAGAUGGCGUGGGUUCUGCGUCCUCCAGAGAAGGUUCUGAGUGGUGAAGAUUUCUCAGUGAUUUACUCUGUGACUGUCAGAGAUGAGUUUUAUCAGUGGGCCAUCGACAAUGACAUCUUCAAGCACCGGUCCAUCACAGAUCCAGCUGAAGCCAGACGCUUCUGUGAGCAGCACGAGUGUCCCGUCGACUGGAAGGACGCCAACGGAGAGAACUGCUGCAUCCAUCACGCUAACAUCCACUCCUGCCCGAUGGGGUUCAUGAAACAAGCAGAAGAGAGAAUCUGUGGGCCCUGGAUCCCAGACGACGGACGGAUAUUCACACACACCAUCUCCACUUCAGGAAAAAUGACCCAGGCCAACUGGAGCGCCAAGGUGGUGUUGUUUCAUGAGGGACUGACGUCUCUGAUCGCUCACAUUCGUGUGGGAAACAUGCAGGUGGCGCUGGAGGCCAAGAGCACCGUCCUUCCUGCUAUCAUGUGUGGUGACGGUCUGUGUGAGGAAGAAGAGAGCUGCUCCACGUGUCCGGCCGACUGUGGAGACUGUCCUCUGAGCUCUGCUGCUCGAGCUGCUAUCGCCCUCACGGUCACCACCAUCAUCAUCAGCUUCAUCAUCAGCGCUAUGUGGUUUAAAUAUCAUAAACAGAAGCUCUUCUGGGACGAGAGCUGGAUCAUUGACCUCAAUCACAUUAAACAGGAUUAUAUUGCCCGAGCGACGAUGGGCAGCAUCAUGAGCGUCCCAGCGGCCAACAGCGACUCUAACGCCAGCUGUGUGACGGCUCUGAGCUCCUACACGGGCGUCACCACGUCACGCAAACAACUCUACACACAGACCGGCAUCUAUGAUGGACGAACCGUUGCAAUCAAGAAAAUCAAAACAAAAACCUUUUCCCUAUCGAAGACAAUUCGCCAAGAAGUGAAGCAAGUCAGGGAGCUGGAUCAUCCCAACCUCUGUAAGUUCUUUGGAGGUUGUGUGGAGGUUCCCAACGUCGCUAUAAUAACAGAGUACUGCCCUAAAGGAAGUCUGAACGACGUUCUGCUCAACGAUGAGAUUCCCUUAAAUUGGGGCUUCAGGUUCUCCUUCGCUACAGAUAUCGCUCGCGGGAUGUCGUACCUGCAUCAGUUUAAGAUCUGCCACGGACGACUGAAAUCAGCCAACUGUGUGAUCGAUGACCGCUGGGUGUGUAAGAUCACAGAUUACUGUCUGUGGACGUUCCGGCGUGAGGAGUGCGCCGAGCCGCUCACCACCUACCAGCAGAGACUGAAGGAGGUUUACACGCCGCCCGAGGCCCAGAGCGGCGACCAGGAGCCCACGCUGUCUGGAGACGUCUUCAGCUAUUCUAUCAUCUUACUGGAGAUCGCCACCCGGAACGACCCAGUGCCGGCGGAGGACAGCUCUCUGGAGUGUGGCUGGUGUCCUCCGCUGCCGGAGCUGAUCUCAGGGAAAGCUGACAGCACCUGCCCGUGUCCUACUGAAUACGCUGAGCUGAUUCGCCGAUGCCGUGCUCAUAACCCCGCCCACCGGCCCACCUUUGAGCAGAUCCGCAAGUUUGUUCACAGAAUCAACCCACACAAAGUCAGUCCUGUAGACAUGAUGAUGGAGCUGAUGGAGAAGUACAGUAAACAUCUGGAGGUUCUUGUUGGUGAACGGACUCAGGAUCUGAUGCUGGAGAAACAGAAGACCGACAGACUGCUUUACAGUAUGCUGCCUAAACAGGUGGCUGAUGAUCUGCGUCAGGGCAAACCUCUACAAGCCCAGAGUUACGUUAGUGCCACCGUGUUCUUCAGUGAUAUCGUGGGCUUCACACAGCUGUCCAGCACUAGCACUCCUUACCAGGUGGUGGACUUCCUCAACAAACUCUACACCACGUUUGACGAGAUCAUCGACAACUACGAUGUGUAUAAAGUGGAAACCAUCGGCGACGCAUAUAUGGUGGUGUCCGGCGUGCCGCGAGAGAACGGGAUUCUGCACGCGUCGGAGAUCGCCAGCAUGGCUCUGGACCUGGUGUCCGUCUGCAAGACCUUCAGAAUCCCCCACAGACCACAAACCCAGCUGCAGAUCCGCGCUGGAAUACACUCAGGGCCGGUCGUCGCAGGGGUCGUGGGAACUAAGAUGCCCAGAUACUGUCUGUUUGGAGACACGGUGAACACGGCGUCCCGUAUGGAGUCCACCAGCGAAGCGCUGAAGAUCCAGUGCAGCUCCAGCGUGUUUUACCUGCUGGAGGAGAUCGCUGGGUAUGUGCUCACCUGCAGAGGAGUCUUACAGGUCAAGGGUAAGGGUGAUAUGGUGACGUACUGGCUGGAAGGAAAGCGCUCCUCGGCUCCCGUCAAAGACUCCAGGAGACCCGUGAUGCUGCCGGAGACGCCCGCCGAUGAUUACUCCAGUAUCCCAGGAGUCCCCAGCGGCUCCGACGGCGCCGACCUGCUCCCUGACCCCUGACCCCUGACCCCUGUGGAGACACAGGUGUGUGUUUAGCACCGCAGACGGCCUUUAGUGUAGCCGCUGUUUAUGUAGGGCGGUGGAAUAGACUUACUUUAACCCAAAGUGUAUUUUUAGCUGUGUUUGUGACUUCAGAACUACAGAGCCGUAAAAGUACUAGAUUACAUAGAGUCAUGAAUUAGAAAUAAAAACAAUAAGUGGCAUAUCGGCAUCAUUUAAAUGCGUCCUUUCAAAGAAAUUCACACUCUUAUUCAUCGAGGCUGCAUUAUAUUAAUCAAAAAGACAUUUAUAAUGUUGCAAAAGAUUUCUGUUUCACACAAACGCCGUUUUUUUUAACUUUCUAUUCAUCUGUGAAUCCUGAAAAGUCACCGUUUCCACAAAAACACUGUGCAGCACAACUGUUUUCAACACUGAUGAUAAUAUGCAUCAGAAAAACAGCUCAUUAGUCUGAUUUCUGAAGAUAUCGUGACGCCGAAGACUGGAGUAAUGAUGCCGAAAAUCACAGAAAUAAAUCACACUUUAACACACAUUCACUGAGAAAACAGAUGAUCUACAUUAAAAUAAUAUUUAGCAAUUUUUAUAGUAUUUUUGAUCAAAUAAAUGCAGAAGAGACUUUCGAAACUAAAAUGUGCAACGCAAAAAAAGACAUUCAGACACACUUAAACACACACACACACACGUAAAUGAAAGCGUGGUGAAGGUUACAGAGAGAAUUAGAGCUCAGCUGCUGAUCUGAAUGAGAAGCUCUUCAGAAGAACGUGUGUGUGUGUGUGUGUGUGUGUGUUUAAUUAGGACGAGCUCCGUCACUCAUGUGUCGACUGCAGCUGAUGCACGACAUCAUAAAUCAUACCACGCAUGAUGCAUGUCCGCGAUGCUUAGAAAAUAAAAUCAACUUAAUAACCUAAACACGGUGUGUGAAGUUCUUGUUUAUAGAUCCGUUUAAAUCAGCGACGCUGGGAAA